CCAAAAGUGUCAAGAGUAUAUUAAUGCUAAGUUCGAAGUCUAGAGAUUUGUGUCAUAUCGAACCAAUCUUCAGUUAUCAAUGUCAGCACCAAAUAAGAAUUAAUUAAAAAGCGAUCAACAUUGCUGCCAAGAAGACAAGAACGUGUGACGUACAAAGAUGUACUCAGUGUGGUCUCCGCUAUCACGGGGAGCGGUUGUCUAUCGCGUUUCUCAAAUUUCGAACGCGGAGUUUUGGCUUGGAACAUUAUUAAUAUUGUUCGCGUGUGAAAUGGACUUAUUAUACUUCCAUAUACUGAAUAGCUUUGACAUAGACUUGUUUUCGUUAUAAAAAGAAAAAAAAAACAAUAAAUUUGAAUUCGUGGAAUCGAAUCGAAAUAGCACGCGAAUGCAAAGCCAAAUGCUAAAUUAACAAAGACUUAGUGUUUUGUUACGUGUUUUGUAUAUAAAUAAGAAAAGGAUGGACAGAAUUGAUGGUUGAAAUAAUGAUAUUGUUGUCUCUUUCAUUUCGAAGUGUACGCUACGAAAGACAUGCACCGCGGUACAAUACGUCCGUCUUGUAUGUAAACAGAAAACAUCUGAUUGUGUUCUAAUUUCAAACUGAAACAGUUCGAGUUAAUUUUAGUGUGGACUUUCAAAUAAUAAAAUAAUGAUUUUGAAUUUUUUUCAUUCGAUUUAAAUAAAAAUAUAGAAACGUUCUUAAUUUAAAAUAGAGGUUGUUUGUGUGAAAUUUGAAAAUUGAAUUUAUAAUUGGAAUUUAUUAUGAAUAAUCGAUUUUGAAUUAUUUGUGCAUACCGAUUUAAAUAUAGUGGAACGCAAACACUAUAGUGAAAAUAGUGAUUUAUUUGUUUGUAAAUACUGCGUGCUGUUUAUCAAUUUUAUUUAAUCUAGAGCAGAAAGAUGCAUCCACAAAGGCCAUUUUUUGGUUCCCACUCCGAUACGUCGGCUAUAAAUAUGAAACACUUGGUCACCGAUCUCUUCAGUCAGAUGCGGGAGCCUUCCCCAGGGGCUCCAAGCCCCAAGGGCUCCACCGUAUCACUGAAUGUCACCAGAAAUGCGGGCUUCCAGCAACAGAAUGGCGCUGAACAUCUGCCUUGGAGUAACCCUGGGAUGUCCUUAUCUAGCAACUGUAGUUCUAAUUUAACCAACGAAUCUUCAAUACUAGUUCGUACGGUUAGCAAUGCAUCGGCCUUGACGUCGUUAUGUGCUGAUCUAUCCCCGUCAGAUUCUCAUUUCUUCGAGGUUCUGUAUAUUGGUAAAGUACGCAUAUCGCAGAGGAAAGUCCCUGAAUCGUUAAUCGAUGAUGCAUUACAAAAGUUUACUCAGCAUGAAGCGGAAAAAAUAAAAAAUAAUAGGCGGCACAGCUUACUGUCUUCCACCGGGGCUUCUCAAGAUAGCAUAGAUUCUGAUAUGAAGAGUUCACCGGAGCGUGCGAUGGAACAGUUUAGACACAACAAUUUAAUCCCAAGUACCACACCCUUAGAACCGGAUAAAUCCAUGACUUGGAAAAGCGCUGAGAACUUACAAAAACCUGAAAAUACAGAAAUCGACAAAGAAUUUGACGUAUUUACCAAAGAGCGAGUUGAAAAGAACAUCAAGCAACCAGUACCUUUAGAACCUACAGUGUUAGUGAUAAACGUACCUAAAAACAACUUGGGAACUGUUGAGGAAGACGAAGAAAAACACGAUGAUGGUCAUACACUAACAACAUCACACACAAGUAAAAUUGAACCUAAAGAUGCCUUAAUUCCUAAUGCUGUUAAGGCUAAAAAUCCUUUAAAAGAUAAAUCAGAUCAGACAAAUAAACAAUCAGUCGUGGAUCCAUUACUUCAUGUGCCUAUGGAAGUUAAAAAUAUUGAACCACAAACCGACGAAAAAUUAGGGGCAUCAAUGGAAAAUAAAACAAAUUUAAAUUUCGGAGAACUACAAAGAAAACCGAAAGAGACUUACGAGGAGAAGAAGAGAAUGAUGUCAGACGUGAAACCUUAUUUAAGAGAUAGGUCAGCGUCGAUUGGCACAUUAAAUUUAAAAACACCUUUGGCUCAUUUGAUUGGUGAACAAAAUCGGACAAUGCUCUUUCAGGUUGGUCGUUCAGAACUACGUCUGAUAAGCCCCGACAGGAAACAGAUUCUUUUACACCGAUCCUUCAAGGACGUCGCCAGCUGCGUCCUCGGUAGAAGCAACAAGGAACACUUCGGCUUCGUGUGUCGGGAGACUAAUGACUACGCGUGCUAUGUGUUCAAGUGUGAGAGUGAUUCCGUUGCUACUGAAGUUGUUAAUGCGAUUAAACAAGCGUUUGUGGCGCACGCAGAUCUCAUAAAGAAGUCCAGGGAUAAAUCACCGAAUAUGACGUGCGAACAUUGCCCCAUGCUGUGGUACCACAGACUGUGCCACGAUAUCGAAGGUAUGAACGAAAAGAAGAUACACGCUUUCAUACUACGUCGCAUUGAACAGCUACCUGAUGAUGAACAAGAGGUCAUCAUCACAAAAUACCAAGGUGGAACUAAUCAUAUGUACGAGGUCAGCGAACACAACGCGUUCCUAAUGAUGCUUCUCCGAGCGCAUUGUGAAGCAAAACAGCAAAGACAUGUGCACGAUACGGCUGAAAAUAGAUCUGAAUUCCUCAACCAAUACCUAGGUGGCAGCACUAUAUUUAUGAAAGCUAAACGAUCUCUAUCAAGCGGAUUCGAUCAUCUACUCAAACGGAGGCAGAGUAAAGAUGACGUAUCCCCACUUGCCAUUAAAAAGGAGUUCUCCCCCCAUCCUUCUGGUCUGGACACGUCGUCAGAGCCGAGCAAUUCGGAGCUCCUCUCGCCAGACGUGCAGCGCUGUAAAUCAUUGUCGCCGAGCGUUAAUGUUGGCACGGGUGAGUUUCCAUUUUCGAAAACUACCAACCAAGUGUCGUUCGAUGAAAGCACAGAUGAAAGCAAAGAAGAGACCUCCGUUAAUUCCCCUAUGAUGGACAUAUUCCUGAAAGUAAGCGACUCACGCGCAGCCGCUAAUGAAAGCGGUAACGAGUCCGAUGCGACCUGGCGCCAGGCGAUAUACGAAAAGGUGGUCCAACCCAGCAAAGACGAAGGUGAUAUGCAACAGAAGAAUCUCCUGGGUCACCCAACGUCACCGACCGGCAAGCGUUCGAAGGAACAGCUCCGUCAGCUCUGGAAGAUGGCGAUUGAUCAGACCAUAUUACUUGUGAGGAUGGAAAAAGAAAAUGCCAGGUUGAAAGAGAGUGAAGAAUCUUCGGCGGUGCGGCGGAUCAAGCUCGAAUACGCCGAGAUGGGGUCGUGCGACGCGGGGGUGUCGCACAUGUGGGACUCCCUGCUCGCGAGGGACCCCUCCCGGCCCGUCGCCAGAGUCGACAGGCACAUGCUGAGGCAGGCGGUUCGACAAGGCGUCCCGCGCGCGGCCCGCGGCGGCGUGUGGUACUUCCUGGCGGCGCAGGCGGCGCUGCGGGCCGCGCCGCCCGACGCGCGCCUGUUCCCGCUGUACCACGCGCCCUACCGCUCGCUGCUCGCCGGCCUCACCAAGCACCAGCACGCCAUACUCAUCGACCUGGGGCGCACUUUCCCCAAGCACUCGUACUUCGCGUCAGCCCUAGGUCCGGGUCAGCUAGCUCUAUACAAUAUAUUGAAGGCGUAUUCACUUUUGGAUCCCGAUGUGGGCUACUGUCAGGGCCUGAGCUUCGUGGCUGGAGUAUUAUUAUUACAUAUGGAUGAAGCGGAAGCCUUCGUGCUGUUGAGGCAUUUGAUGUUCCGACGCGGUAUUAGAAAGCAGUACCUACCGGAUAUGAGUGCUUUACAAGUACAAUUGUAUCAACUCUCACGUCUCCUCCGUGAUCACGAGCCGGAACUGCACGCCAAGCUGGAAGCUCUAGACAUAUCACCAGCUCUUUACGCAGCGCCCUGGAUGCUCACACUCUUCACUAGUCAGUUUCCACUCGGCUUCGUCGUCAGGGUCUUCGACCUGAUUUUCCUGGAGUCGUUCGACGUGGUGUUCGCGGUGUCGCUGGCGCUGCUGGCGGCGCACCGCGACGGGCUGCUGCUGUGCGAGAGCUGCGAGGAGGCGGCCGAGUACCUCAAGCACAAGCUGCCCGACCUCGACCAGCACCUCUACGAGCGGGUCAUGGCCACGGUUUCAAAGUUAGACAUCAGUCGUCAAUUAACUGAGUAUGCUGUGGAGUACAGCGUGCUGAGGGAGGAAAUGCCUCGCCUGGCGACACUCACAGAACACAACCGGCAGCUGCAAGAGGAUACCAGCCGAAUGAGCACCGAACUUGAUUCUGCAAUGGACGCGAUAGAAAACUAUCAAAAGACCCAAACACGUCUCGAAGCGCAGAACAAAAUCAUGGAACAACAUCUAACUUUCCUAAGCCGAUAUAUAUCCGCUCACCAUAGACAAGAUUUACCGCACGAAAUCAAGAAAAUAGUCCAAAAUUACAGCAAGAAAAUCUCAUUUGGUUCGAAGAUUAUCACAAAGUUCACUUCGAAUGACGAAGAAAAUGAAUAUAAGAAGAAUUAUAAGCAAGGCGCAAGCACGCCGAAUUUGUUCUCCAAGACCACAAAAGAAGAAGUUAUGAACGUUGUCAACAAAGAAAGGAACAUCGAGGACAGGAAACAGUUCAUGAUGAAGAAGUCUCAGUCAGUGCAUUCAGGUUUAAUAUCGAACAAGCAUUUCCCAUUGAAAGUUCUAGAAGAGAAGAAAGAAGACGUGAGAAGGAGAGACAGCCUGCGUAUUGAGAACUUAGCAAACGAUAAUAUACGAGACUUGGGACGGAAGACAUCGGGAUUUUUCGCGAAUACACACGAACAGAUAAGGCAGGAGAGGUUCUUCGAGCAGCAAUUGAAGCACGAUUUUGAUGAGAAUUUGAAGAAGUUAGACGAGAAGUUAUCGAAGAAGCUAUCGCCGAAAUCAUAUAAAGACGAUUUAAGCAUAUUUCAGAGUAAAAAAAGUAUGUCACUCAAUUUGAACCCUAACACGAAGGGGCAAGACUCAAAGUUAAAUGACAGUGGUUUCGUAACACCAUUAUCCCCUGAGAACAAUAGGAAAGAUGACAAUUCAUCUACUAUUUCACAUCCGUUGAGUGACUGUGAUGUUGACAUCAAAUUCGACGGUCAAUUGACUAAAUUGAAACAGAUACGACCGUUGAAAAAUAAUAAUUAAUAUCAAUAGAAAAAUUAGCACAUUUGAUACGUAAGGAGAUUUUAGAGGUCACGAUAAUGUAUUGUAAAGAAAUUUAAGAAAGCUACAUGAAUGCCACUAUUAUAUAUUUUGUCCAAUCUAUAUUUUAUAUUUAUUGACAAUUAUUUUGAUAUGUAAUUCGAGUUUGAAACGUCAUAUCUAAAAUUGCGUCACUGUUUUUAUUUGCAAAUUCACUUGAACGGAAAUGAUUCGCAAAUACAAUAAUAUCAGAAAACUAUUGAAUUUAAUUUAAGAUAAAAAAAAAAUGUAAGCGUUGAUAAUCAUGCAAAAACUCACAAAUGCACAUGUUUAAAGAGAUAGAAAGAGAAAGAGUGAUAAAUAGAGAAGGAGAGAGAGAGAUGUAACAUCAAACAUAUGUUAAAUAUGAAGAGAUUCUGUGAAUAAAAAAAAACAAUUAAAAACAUGAAGAAAAAGUAAAAUACUUAAAUUUUAUAAAUUGUUUGUAGUGGAAAUAUAGAGUAUAAAUGUUAUAUGAAAACAAACAUAUAUUGAAUCUGGCUCACUCA
Messenger RNA from Nymphalis io (European peacock), 5702 nucleotides. It is a transcript of the gene plx, whose product is annotated as TBC1 domain family member 4-like. The record is from RefSeq and is a predicted model, not a curated record. The transcript has 23 exons. The coding region runs from base 898 to 5157 and encodes 1419 amino acids. Lineage: Eukaryota; Metazoa; Arthropoda; Insecta; Lepidoptera; Nymphalidae.